GAUCACACCUUCUUUCUUCUAUAUUGUCGGCGGUUUAUAUCAAUGUCGAUUAGGAAGGCGAUCGGGGUAGUUAAAGACCAAACCAGCAUAAGCAUAGCCAAAGUCGCAGGCAACGUAGCACCCGAUCUUGAGGUACUGAUCGUAAAGGCAACAAACCACGACAGCAGCGAGCCAGCCGAAGAGAAAUACAUACGCGAGAUUCUUCAUUUCAUAUCUCAAUCUAGAGGAUACGUAAGCGCAUGCGUUUACAACAUUUCCAAACGCUUGGGCAAAACGCACGAUUGGGUCGUUGCGUUAAAGGCGUUAAUGCUCGUUCACCGCUUGUUAGUUGACGGGAAUCCGGUAUUCGGUCAAGAGAUGAUGUUCGCAAGCCGAAAAGGGGCUAGGGUUUUGAACAUGUCGGAUUUUCGUGUUGAGGCUCUUUCGAGUUAUUGGGAUCAUUCGACGUUUGUGAAAAGUUACGCUCUGUAUCUUGAUCAGAAGCUUGAAUUCAUAGCGUUUGAACGGAAACUAAGCCCGACGGGAGUUAGAGACGGAAUUAGCCAUAAGUCGAAAUCUUACGGCGACUUAUACGAGUCGUCGGUACGUGGUGAGAAAAAAGAAACCAAAGUGGCAAUAACUCCAGUGCGGGAGAUGAAACCCGAUCGCGUGUUGGAAAGACUGAAUAAACUGCUUCGGCUUAUUGAUCGCGUGUUAUCGUGCAGACCAGCUGGAAGUGCGAAAAGUAGUAAACUGGUGCUUGCGGCUUUGUACCUCGUUUUAAACGAAAGCUUUUGGAUUUACGCGGAUAUAUGCGAGGCGUUAGGGGUGUUGCUCGAUAGGUUUCCCGAAAUGGAGUAUGGUGAUUGUGUAAAGACGUUCGAUCAAUAUGUUAAUGCGGCUAAAACGAUUGACGAGCUUGUUGACUUUUAUAGUUGGUCAAAGGAGUUAGGAGUCGCUCGAGCCGCAGAGUUCCCACAAGUGCGAAAGGUUACCGACAAGAUUUUGGGGACACUAGAGAGAUUUCUAAGGGAUAAGAAGGACAAAAUCAAGAAGAAUGAGGAAAACGGUUACAACGAAAAGGGACCGUCACCCCACGCCACGGUGGUAACAACCGAAAACUUGUUAGAUCUCGAAGAUGACAUAGUGCCGCCGACGCAGGCGGCUAACAGCAAUACGUUGGCGAUUUCUUUGUUUUCGGGACCUAAAACGAUUGAAGCCGACUGGGAGCUGGCGUUGGUGGAAUCGACUAGUAACCAGUCGAAACUGGCGUGUGGUGGUCUUGAUUCUGUGAUGCUAAAUGACAUGUAUGAUCAGGGACCCGUGACACAACGCGUUAGCUAUAAUGUUAGUGCACCGGCGGUGUUAGCAUUGCCUGCACCCAGUGAGAAAAUGCAGCCGGUGGUGGACCCACAAGACCCUUUUGCGGCGUCUCUUAUGGUCCCACCACCGCCAUACGUGCAGCUUGCUGACAUGGAAAAGAGAAAGGGGUUCCUUAUGCGGGGACCGCAACCGUAUGGAAGCAAUGUGGGCAUGAUGAAUGGUAUGGGAAAAGAAGCGGGUUAUAACUAUGCGCGUUAUUGAUCAAGUUUCUUCGUAUUGUUUGUUAAUGUUUUAUCCUACGGAGAAAUUCUAUAUAAAGAUACUGUCGACUCGUUUUACAUCUGAGUUGUGUAAAAAGAAUUUUGUUUCGUGAAAUAAAACCAUUUUGUCUGGUUUUUAAUAAAAGUAUACUUUUCUGUUCGCA
Messenger RNA from Helianthus annuus (common sunflower), 1726 nucleotides. RefSeq names its product probable clathrin assembly protein At4g32285. The record is from RefSeq and is a predicted model, not a curated record. Gene Ontology annotation, cellular component: clathrin-coated vesicle; clathrin-coated pit. Gene Ontology annotation, biological process: vesicle budding from membrane; clathrin coat assembly; clathrin-dependent endocytosis. Gene Ontology annotation, molecular function: clathrin heavy chain binding; phosphatidylinositol-4,5-bisphosphate binding; 1-phosphatidylinositol binding. NCBI's taxonomy places the organism in Eukaryota, Viridiplantae, Streptophyta, Magnoliopsida, Asterales, Asteraceae. The coding region runs from base 43 to 1563 and encodes 506 amino acids. The transcript is spliced from 2 exons.